Molecule: messenger RNA, 1916 nt
Organism: Eurytemora carolleeae
Lineage: Eukaryota; Metazoa; Arthropoda; Copepoda; Calanoida; Temoridae
Product: collagen alpha-1(II) chain
Exons: 9
Source: RefSeq, a predicted model, not a curated record
CGUUUACCGCGUUCAAAUCUCCGAGAGUUGAUAUCUCCGCUGGAAACAGAUUUCCGUCAGUUAAAGUCGGGAGCUUCAAGGAGUCGGAUAUCGCCGGGAAUGAAAUAAUCUAAACGGAAUCAAGGCUUAAAUAUAUCUAGCUCCAAGUUAUCUCAGUUCCUCAGAUCAUUUCAACUCUACAUGAUUUUACUCAGGUGUUGAUGAUACCAGAAGGAGGACGGACAAGGAUGAAAAUAUUAAUUUCUAUUUUUUACGCCUCAGUGAUUACAUAUUCACAAGCUCAGGGUGCUCCUGAGAAGAAGGUUGAAUAUGGUGGAUGGAAACCAAUUGACGGAUUAGCACUUUGGCCGGUCAACUCAGGUUAUCCUGCCCCCGUAGCUGCGCGCCGGCUCGGUAGGCUGGUCAGCUCAGAGAACGAAACUAAGUCAUCUCGUACGAUUGACUCAGUUAAUUCCAAGGAUGUAUCGGAAACCCCUAAAGCAGAUGAUAGAGUGGAUGACUAUGCGGAUGAGUAUUCUGGGGAUGAUGCCCCAGAAGAAUAUCAAGAGUUCGGAGCAAAGUUUAAAGUGUGGAAGAAUGAGAGUGCUGAAGAAACUAAAGGAUAUUUAUCAGUUCUCCGACCUACUCGAGACUCCGGAUACGGAGCCCCUCCUCCGGAGGAGAACUGCUACGUAGAGACUCCGUGUACCAGGAGCUGCGGAGAUGGGUUUAAGCUUCUCCUUCCUAACCCUGAUGCUCUAACCUGCUACGGAGCUGCUCUGCAGGUCUUUCCGUGUAAUGAUGGUCCUUGCCCGGUCCACUGUACCUGGGGACACUGGACCCCUUGGUCAACCUGUCAACUCAGGCAGGGUAGGUCCAGGGUCCGGAGGGAUGGACCUGGAGGUCACGGACAUCAUCAUCCUCAUGGACAUGAUCAUGCUCCUCAUGCUCAUGAUCAGCCUCAGCUUUCCAACCAAUUCAUUAGUCUAUUAGGUCAUCAACAAGCUCCUGCUGUUCCACCCCCCUUCAGCUCCUCACCCCUUGCACCAGCUUCAGGGGGGUAUAAUCCACCAGUUCCUAGCGCAGGAGGAUAUGGUGCACCAAUUCCUGAGUAUGGUGCACCUCCACCACUGCCGAUCUAUGGUGCAGAUUCUGGGUUCCCGGUGUGUACUCAAGAUCGAACUCGGUACAAGCAACGUCCAGCGUUGAAUGGCGGAGAUGAAUGCUGGGGGGAGGCGGCGGAGGAAAGAUUUUGUCAAUCUCAACAAUGUCAAGGACCUCCUGGUCCACCUGGACUACCCGGGAACGAUGGACAACCAGGCAGGAACGGAUCCCCUGGAACACCUGGAACUCCAGGUAUAAGAGGACCACCUGGAAAUGAUGGAUCUCCGGGUAAUCCAGGAUAUCCAGGAAAAGACGGCAAGGACGGUCUUCCAGGGAACCCUGGACCACAGGGUCCUGCGGGUAAGGACGGGAAGAACGGACAGCCAGGACAACAAGGACUACCUGGACCACAAGGUCCUCCUGGAGCUGCUGGUCCUAGAGGACGGUUUGGCGACAAGGGUCCACCGGGACCCACAGGACCAGUAGGACAAACUGGACCUCAAGGUAAGGAUGGCAGCAAUGGUGCUCCUGGACCAGCUGGACCUCCAGGACUAGACGGAGCUCCAGGAGUUGUUGGACCUAUGGGACCUGUAGGACCUCAAGGGGUCCAAGGAGAGACUGGCGCACCGGGACCUAGAGGACUUCCAGGACCUAAAGGAGAGGCAAUAGAGGCUCCUGCGAGCUAUGGAGCUCCGGAACUCCCAGUUUAUGAGCCUGCACCUCCAGUUUAUGUGCAACCUAUUCAAAACAACUAUGGACCACCCCAACUUAAUCAGCAACAGCAUCAUCCACAACAACAACAUCAUUUACAGCAACAGCAUCACUCACAUCAA